AUGUCUCUUGGACGCACAUUCAAAAUUGAACUCGGGCUACGAGAUCCCCGCUAUUGGUCACGGAACUUGGGUGAGCCAAAUCAAGGCCCACCCGUACCUGUUGCAGCCUCCCCGCUUGGAAACAACAUUUACAACCUGCCACGUGUUGUUGAUGACUCGACCGUGGUGGAAAUCUCUCAGAAGCUGAACAAAGACCCUGCCAUCCUACUAAUGUCAUGGGCAGUGCAGCGGGGCUCUGCAGUUCUGCCUAAGAGUAUUACUCCUUCGCGGAUUGAGAGCAACUUCCAGGGUAAGUCAAGACAAUCAAUGUAUUCUUUUAUUGGCCAAGGCGCUUUGACUGACUCUUUUAUCUCGGAUUUCGUUAUCCCAGACGCCGAGUUUGAGGCCUUCAACAAGCUGGACCGCAACGAGCGGUACCAUUACCCCUUCCACUGGGGUGUUGAUGUCUUUGGCGAGUUAGGAGCCGCUGAAGCCGAGCGACGUGCUGAGGAACAUGUGCGAAGCUGCGUGGGAGCUCAUAGGUAA
This is a messenger RNA of Penicillium daleae, 525 nucleotides long. Its product is annotated as Aldo/keto reductase. The transcript is spliced from 3 exons. Gene Ontology annotation, molecular function: oxidoreductase activity. Lineage: Eukaryota; Fungi; Ascomycota; Eurotiomycetes; Eurotiales; Aspergillaceae. Bases 1 to 525 code for a protein of 174 amino acids. The record is from RefSeq and is a predicted model, not a curated record.